This is a messenger RNA of Mytilus trossulus (common blue mussel), 661 nucleotides long. RefSeq lists its product as uncharacterized. Lineage: Eukaryota; Metazoa; Mollusca; Bivalvia; Mytilida; Mytilidae. The transcript is spliced from 5 exons. Gene Ontology annotation, cellular component: lysosome; extracellular region. The record is from RefSeq and is a predicted model, not a curated record. Bases 1 to 618 code for a protein of 205 amino acids. Gene Ontology annotation, molecular function: calcium ion binding. Gene Ontology annotation, biological process: cell-matrix adhesion.
AUGAUUAUUGGUAAGGACCUUGGUAUUGCUUCUUUUGCAAUGGAACGUUUUGUUUGCUUCCUUGUUCUAUUUUCUGCCACAAGGGCGACAGUUACUCCGAAUCUUUGUUGCUCAAAACAUUCAUUAACAGCUGAUCUUCACCAGGUCACUGGAUCAUACGUCAACGGUACUCCUUCUACUCUGGAGGUUUCAAUGAAGUUAUAUUAUGACUACGAUAAUUUGAUGAUGAAAAUGGAACGACAAGAUGGUACAACUAUCGUGCAGGAUUUUAAUCACAAAAAGCAGUAUACACUGUCUAGAAAAUCAUGUAGUAAAAAUGACUUACCUAAUGGAUCAAAUAUGCAGCCACCAUGCAUACAAAGCAAUGCUACAUACAGAGGAAGGAAUACUAUCGGUGAUGACGUAGCUUAUGACGUGGACACAUGGUUUAUUGAGAGCUCCUCAUGGGGAAACCUCACAGUAUCUGUAUUGUCACAUGAUUGUACCCUGGUAGUGCAAGGAAUCAGUACAAAUGCAAACAAUGUUGUGUCGCAAACAACAAUAUUUUACCACAACGUACAAUAUACAACUCUAGAGGCAACAACAUUCCAGGUACCACAGAAUUGUUCAGAGAGCUGAACAAUUAAACAUAGCAUAUUUAAAAUAAACGCAUAUUAACUUG